Molecule: messenger RNA, 1503 nt
Organism: Setaria italica (foxtail millet)
Lineage: Eukaryota; Viridiplantae; Streptophyta; Magnoliopsida; Poales; Poaceae
Exons: 1
Coding region: 112-1335 (407 amino acids)
Cellular component (GO): membrane
Molecular function (GO): glycosyltransferase activity
Source: RefSeq, a predicted model, not a curated record
GGACGCGAUCGAGGACAACCAUUGAAUCAAACUAUACCUGAAUCAAAGUCUGAAACAACCAUACAUUGCUAUUUCCUCCAUCCCAAGAAAUCUCACUCAGCUGAGAUCAGGAUGCUCGGAGGAGUUGCGGACGACAAUGGCAAGGACGGCGGCAGCAACCCGGCUCCCACCCGGCCGCCGCCGGGCAGAGCAGCGCUGCCCACGCAGCUCCUCCGCCCGCUCCUCCUCGUGGCUUUGCUCGCCACAUGCUUCCUCGCCGUCGUGGUCCUCCUCGGCGGCUCCGCCUACUCCGUGCUCCCGCGUCUCUCCGUCCCGGCGGACUCCGCCCUGCACGCGCCGCCGUCGUCUUCACUGCCGCAGCGGGUCCGGCUCCGGCAGGCGCCGCUGGAGCGGUGGACGCGGGCGCCGUCGACCGCGUGGCACGACAUGACGGACGAGGAGCUUCUCUGGGCGGCGUCAUGGCGGCCGACGAAGACCGGUCGGUACCCGUACCGUCGGGUGCCCAAGGUGGCCUUCCUGUUCCUCACGCGCGGCCCGCUGCCGCUCGCGCCGCUCUGGGAGAGGUUCUUCGCCGGCGCCGGCAGGGAGCUCUACUCCGUCUACGUGCACGCGAUGCCCGGGUACCACCGCCCCGACGACUUCCCGCCGUCGUCGCCCUUCCACCGCCGCCAGGUGCCCAGCCAGGUGGUCGAGUGGGGCGAGGUGAGCAUGGUCGACGCGGAGCGGCGGCUGCUGGCGAACGCGCUGCUGGACCCUGCCAACGAGCGCUUCGUGCUCGUCUCCGAGUCCUGCAUCCCGCUCUUCGGCUUCCCCGUCGUGUACGACUACCUCACCCGCUCCCGCCAGAGCUUCGUCAGCUCCUACGACGACACCGGCCCGGGUGGCCGUGGACGCUACCCCGGCGGCCUGGCCCCCGAGGUGUCGCUGGAGCAGUGGCGCAAGGGCUCGCAGUGGUUCGAGAUGGACCGCGCCCUCGCCGUGGUGGUCGUCGCCGACGAGCGAUACUACCCCAAGUUCCGGGAGCACUGCAUCCCGACGUGCUACACGGACGAGCACUACGUGCAGACGGUGCUCUCCAUCGAGGCGCAGGGGAGGGUCGCCAACCGCAGCGUGACGUGGACGGAUUGGUCCUGGGGCGGCGCGCACCCGGCCACGUUCUGGGAAGCUCAUGUCGACGAGGCGUUCCUGAAGCGGCUGACGACGAAGGCGGGUCAGGGGAACUGCACCUACAACGGCCGGACAUCGGAGCUGUGCUUCCUGUUCGCGAGGAAGUUCGCUCCCAACGCGCUGCAGCCGCUGCUCACCCUCGCGCCCAAGAUGCUUGGAUAUGGCUAAGUGUUGCCUUGUUGGUGACCAUCGUCUCAGCUCGUCGAUCUCCAAUGACCUUAAUUGCUAAUGUUGGUAUACUUUGCUUAAUAAUCAUGGAUUUAUAGGUAUAGCUCCAUCACUUUUUGGGAUUGAAAGAGUAACAUUUUACAUCAUUCAAGCGGUAAUCUUUGCAUC